Molecule: messenger RNA, 734 nt
Organism: Tarenaya hassleriana
Lineage: Eukaryota; Viridiplantae; Streptophyta; Magnoliopsida; Brassicales; Cleomaceae
Product: 40S ribosomal protein S8-1-like
Exons: 3
Biological process (GO): maturation of SSU-rRNA from tricistronic rRNA transcript (SSU-rRNA, 5.8S rRNA, LSU-rRNA); translation
Cellular component (GO): ribosome; cytosolic small ribosomal subunit
Molecular function (GO): structural constituent of ribosome
Source: RefSeq, a predicted model, not a curated record
UCUACUGUGAGGAGGGUUAGGGUUCGUGGAGGGAAUGUCAAGUGGCGUGCUUUGAGGCUUGACACCGGGAAUUACUCUUGGGGAAGUGAGGCUGUUACCCGCAAGACCAGGAUCCUCGAUGUCGUCUACAACUCAUCGAACAACGAGCUUGUCCGUACCAAGACUCUUGUAAAGAGUGCUAUCGUUCAAGUCGAUGCUGCACCCUUCAAGCAGUGGUAUCUCCAGCACUACGGUGUUGAGGUUGGCCGCAAGAAGAAGACCGCAGCUACUGCCGGCAAGAAAGAAGGAGAGGAAGGUGAAGACACUGCUGCUCUCGAGGAGACAAAGAAAAGCAACCAUGUACUUAGAAAGCUGGAGAAACGACAACAGAACCGCAAUCUUGACCCGCAUAUUGAGGACCAAUUCGCAAGUGGUCGUCUACUGGCUUGUAUCUCUUCAAGGCCUGGCCAGUGCGGUCGGGCAGAUGGAUACAUUUUGGAGGGUAAAGAGCUGGAGUUCUACAUGAAGAAGAUCCAGAAGAAGAAGGGGAAGGGUACCGCUUAGGAUCUUUUUUGAUUCAUUGGUUUGCUAUUUCCUUGGUUUUGGUGGUCUCUCAAUGGUUUGUCUGAUUAUUACGUGACGAAAGGUUUCAUAUGCUUUUUGGGAUUAACCUGUGAUGCCGUUUCCAUAAACUCGGUCAGCGCUCUUGCCUGAGAUUUCUCCGUUAAUAUAAUCUUCCAUGUUUUGUCUUUUCA